CACACACCCCACGAGUUGUUUCCUUACGUCCAUGGUGACGAAGCCAAACCUGAGCUCAUCGGCGCUCUUUUCAAACUUAAAUGGUCACCAAACUUUAAAAAAUAACGCUGAAUCUACUAUAUGUUGUGGCAAUGGUUCUGUAGUUCUGAAUGCGGCCAAAACAGACACUUACGCGGGUCCAAAUGGUCGUUGGGGACGUUAGCUCUCAGACAAAACUGCUCCCUUCCGUCUGAGGUGAGUAGAAGACAAUGUUGACAUUUUACUCUUGAAACCUCAGACUUACUGACAUCUGAAACAUCUCUAAAAUGUCCAUCUUUUUAUUAGCAGCAGGUUAAUAAAGAGUGAAAUAUUUUGUUAACUCGCUACUUCGUUCUGUAGCUGUGGGCUAACUAGCCUCCGGAUGCUAGUGGAGUUAGCGAACAGUAAAAGCUUAGCUGUAGUGUAUUUGAUCAUCCAUCCAUCCAUCCAUUUUCCACCGCAUGUCCAUUUUGGGGUAAUUAAAGUCAUGGAAAGCAGCGCCGAGAGGAAGUUUGUCAACCUGAGAAAGCGUCUGGACCAGCUGGGUUACAAACAUCCUCUUGGAAUAGAAUCACUGCCACUAGUUGAGAAACUAUUCAGUGAUCUUGUCCGCACUACAGAAAGCCUGCGCAAUGCAAAACUGUCAAAAGGGAAGAACGAGAAAGAAUGCCUCAACUGUGAUGUUCUUCUGGAGCCAUACAGGGCAGAUAAUGCCCGACUGGUCAAGGAGAACAAUGAAGUCCACCAGGAGCUUCUGAAGGUGAAGGAGGAGAAGGACCAUGCCACCAAAGAGAUGAAAACCCGCAUCAGAAAACUGGAACACCAGACGUGUGACCUGACGUUCCUUAACAACCAAUAUGUGCACAAGCUCCGCUGCCUGGAGAAGGACGGCAAAACCAAAGCUGAGCGUAUCCUGCAGCUCCAGGAAAAGAACUUGCAAGCAGUGGUGCAGACUCCAGGUGGAAGAAAGCGCAGUAUACCUUUCAGGCGUCAGAGGAUGCAAACUGAUGAGCUCAUCCCUCCACCCACGACUUCAGCUUACCCCGUAUCCCAGCCAGACGACCCGUACAUAGCGGAUCUGCUGCAGUUGGCCGAUAAAAGGAUUCUUGAUCUGGAGGAAGAAGUCACAAAAAUCCAGUAUGCGCUGGAAGAGUCCUAUGAAUGUAUACAACUGUUAAAUACUCAAGUGUCCGAGAGGGACAGAGAGAUAGAGCGUCUGAAUCGUUUACUUCACGGAGGGCGACCACGUGAUGUCAUCUCUUUGGAGGCUCAGAACAUCAGCAAUGAGAAACGGAUUGCCCAACUUAACCUUCAAAUCGAUUUCCUGCUAGACAGCAAUAAUACGCUGCAGCAGAAAGUGGAGGGACUUCAGCAGAAGUCCUCAACCAAAGUGACCGAUCUCUCCAUUAAGAACUUUGAACUGUGUCAGGAGCUGACACACAUCGACGAGCUGGCCAAGCGGAUGGAGAUGGAUAAGAAGCGGGCCUUGGAAAUGGCUGAUCAGGAGUUGCUCGAUACUAAAGAAGUAAUUAAUCAUCAACAGGAAGUCAUUGAAAAUUUAGAAGACAACCUUAAAAAGAUAAGAACGGAACUUUCCAAGAGAGGGUUUGAAACAGGUUCACUUGCUGACCAGCUGGUGGAGCUCAGAGGGCAGAAUGAGAAACUGGAGGCAAAGGUAGACUUCAUAGAGACAGAGAAAGUCAGGCUGCAAGACAAAGUGGAGAAGAUGAUGGCCGCUGAAAGAGACAUAGUGCUGGAAUUGGAGGCAAUGAGAGCAAAACACGGCAUUUGCGGAAGGGAUCGCUCUCCUUCACGCUUGGACGCCUUUGUGAAGAGUCUAGAGGAGGAGAGGGAUCGCUAUCGCCAGGAGGCCGAACACUGCAGGAGAUUCCGAGGAGGUGGCAGCCCCAGUUGUGGCAGUCCAGACAGGAGCAGAAGUCCACGGCGCAAGGGAGGCGUUGAGGAAUCUGAGUUUCUCGCUUUGGUGAAGGAAAGAGAUGAGCUGAAGGCGGCUCUGGUGGACGUGGAGAAGCACACGGAAGACAUCCAGACGAAAGUAAAAGCUCUCAGCGCUGAAAGAAACCACUUCAAAAUGAUGUUUUAUCAGACACAAGAGAAGCUGGAGGAUGCCCGUGUAAGCUCAAGCACGUCUGAUGACGUCUUGAAUUUGAGAGAGGAGCUGAAACUGGCAGAGAAUAAAAUCAUGCAGGUUAAUGCCGAAAGAGAUUUACUGAUGGAGGAAUUUAGGGUUGGACCGGCUUCCGCUCUUCCAGAAGGACGUGCCCUAGAAAAGAGGAUUCUUGACUUGCAGGAUGUCGUUCACAGUCUCGAGCAAGAGAACCUGGAACUGCGGUCACAGCUUUUUACACUGAAAGACAGUAAGCGGGAUGUUGAGCAGCAGUUGGAUGUUCAGUCUGCUGCCUUGCGUCAGAAUGUGGAGGAGUCGGCCCAUCAGAGGAAAACCGCUUCCAAUCUCAGGCUGCAAAUGGAGCAGACACAACAAUUACUUUCCGACAUCCAACAAACGCUGUCUGUUAAGACUAGUGAGCUGCGGGCUGCUCAUGAGGAAAUGGAAACACUUGAAGAAACAAUCGGGGCGCUGACUCAUCAGGUGUCUAAGUACAAGCAGGAAGCAGAGCUUCUUCAGAGGUCUUGCUCAGCACUGGACAAGGAGAAAGAUGCUCUGCUGGAUGAGGUGGAUCAGAAGACAGAGAAGCUGGUUGUUCUUCAGGAGGAGCUUGCAAAGAAGGAAAGAACCCUUGAAGAUGUGAGGCACACAGUCACCGUAACAGACAAAUCAUUAGCUCAGCUGCAGGGAGCGCUAAUCAGCCGUGAGAGGGAGAUCGGCAGCCUGAGGAAACAGUUGGAUGACGCUCAAGUAGAUGUGACGGCACUCCGUGACAGCAAAGAGGCCUUAGUCAGAGAAAAGAAGAGGCUUCAAGAUGACCUGUCAACCAUGACAAGAGAGAACCAGGCGGUCCACGUGGAGAUGGAUGAGGCUUUACACGAGCGGGAUGAGUUGAAGAUAAAAGUCCACUCUUACAUCGUUGCAGUGUCCAGGAUUGAAAACAUCUUGAAGGCAAAGGAGCAGGAGAACCUAGAACUGCAGGAGCGCUUCCACACGGCCCACACUGACAAGGAGGAACAGGAGCUGAGGCUGCAGCAGAUUGAGGACAUCAAGAACUGCAUUCGCUUGGAGCUUCUUUCUUCCGAGACAGAACGCAGGCACCUCCGCGAAAGCGUUAGCCACAAGGAGCUGGAGAUCCAACAGCAUGUAAAAGCCCUGCAGGCGUACGAGGCACAGGUUUCCACACUCGCUCGAGCAAUGUCCCGCCUUGAGGAGGAGCUGCGCAAAACUCGGGAGGAGAAAGCGGGUCUCGUCGCUGACCUGGCCUCGGUCAGGGAGCUGUGUGCCAAACUGGACUCGGGCAAGGACCUUACCGCACGCCAGAUCGUGUCCAAGAGCAUGGAACUGGAGAGGGUGGAAGGAGAACUGGAAGAUGUUCAGUCGGAGGCGGAGUUGCUGAAGAAGCAGCUGGCGAGCGAGAGGCAGACCGUCCGCACCCUGAAUUCGCUGCUCUCCACCACUCGCCAAAAGGAGUUGCAAACCAGCCUGACGGCCAGCGAGAAAGAGUCUGAGCGGAAAGUCCUGCGCGACCGGCUCACUCUGGCCGACAAAAAGAACGCCGAGCACGCUAAGGAGGUGUCCAACCUGCAAGGGAAAGUCUCUCAACUUCAGACGGAGAUGGACGUCCUCAACAGACAGCUGAUCUCAGAGCGCUAUGAGCGAACCAGGGCCAUUCAGGAGAUGCGCCGACAAGGCGUGUCUUUCUCUCCCUUGCAGAGCCCGUCGUCUCACAAUGUCUCCACCAGUUCCCAGCACACGCUCCUGAACAGCUCCAGUGACAAGUCUGCCAAUUAGAUGGGAUCAUGUUGAUGUACAUUGCUUUAUGUUUUCUGUUCAUGUCGAAUCGCACCAUGAACCGUGCCAUGUUGGAGCUUGUAUUUAUUGAGCUAUUAGAACAAUGCUGUAUAUUAUAGUUUACAUCUUAGACUCAUUUUGGGUUGUUUCAUUACAACAUUGAUGAUUUUAUUUAUAUGGAAGUAUAUUUUUCUUUUAUUGAAUAAAUAUCAGCCUGUUUGUCACAUAAUUAUCAGCCAAAGUAGUGAAGUGAAUUAUAUUUACAUAGCGCUUUUUCUCUAGUUACUCAAAGUGCUUUACAUAGUGAAACCCAAUAUUUAAGUAACAUUUAAACCAGUGUGGGUGCCACUGGUGGGUAAAGUGUCUUGCCCACAGACACUACGGCAGUGACAAGGAUGGCGGAAGCGACGAGGAUGGCGGAAGCGGGGAUCGAACCGGACCCCUCUAGUUGCUGGCACGGCCACUCUACCUACCGAGCUAUGCAGCCCCAAGUAGUGAGUACAGUAGUUAAGGUUGUAUUUUUGACUCGUAUGUGUGAAUAAUGCACUACCGACAUCCAAUCCAUCUAUUUUGUACCGCUUGUCCCUGUUGGGGUUCAGCUUCAUUCUGGCGGAAGGCGGGGUACACCCCGGACAAGUCGCCACCUCAUCGCAGGGCCAACACAGACAGAAAACUUUCACACUCACACACUAGGGCCAAUUUAGUGUUGCCAAUCAACCUAUCCCCAAGCAUAAGUCCGAAAGAGAUGCGAUAUGGUGGUUUUUAGAGGGCACUGCAGCUAGUCCUAGAUAGUCCCACUCCUUAAUGCUUCAGUCACACGCAGGAUUCUCACAGGAAUGAGGUAAAAAUAUGACUUUAUCUACUGUACAUGUUCACAUUUAGACUUAGACUUCCUUUUUUUUGUCUUUCAAAUUUGAACUUAAAAGUACAGAUAAGAACGAAAUUUUGUUGAAUUAGCUCAUGGUAGUGUAGGAUAAAAAAGCAAUAAGGUGCAGAUAUAAAUAAAUAGAUUACUGUACAGAUAAAUAUAUUGCACUUUUGCAUAUGCAUCCACGUUUAUGUAUCUAUGAUAUAUUGUCUUUAUAUUCUAGCCAGUUAAUCCAUUUUUAGGGGGAAAUGGGAUUAUUUUAAUGCAAUCAAGAGUCUUACGGCCUGAGGGAAGAAGCUGUUACAGAACCUAGAGGUUCUGCUACGGAGGCUGCGGAACCUUUUUCUAGAGUCCAGCGGUGAAAACGGUCCUUGAUGGGGGUGGGAGGAGUUUCUGCAGACUUGACACCUGUGAAAAGUUGACCUAAUCGUUUGUGCCGUUACUGGUGUUAGGUUAUUCUAAAAUUCAUUUUCUGACUUGCAACAUCCAGUGAAAAUCACCCCAAAACUGUCAUUUGUUUGUGCUGCGAAAAUGUCGACUAUAUUUUUGUGUUACUUAUGUUUUAUUCAUAACCCGCCCUGCCACCUUGUCAACAUCUCCCAAAACUUGUCUUCAUCGUUUGUGCUGCAAUUUAUAUACCGUAUUUCCUUGAAUUGCCGCCGGGGCGCUAAUUAAUUUAAAACCUCUUCUCACUCCUGCGCUUACCAAAGGCAUGCGGUAAAAGUAAACAUGCGCUAAUUAUUUUAAAACCUCUUCUCACUCCGGCACUUACCAAAGGCAUGCAGUAAAAAUUUUAGUGUGAUGUAAGCUUGGACCUUAAAUCCUACUGAAUAGCUCUUAAUCUUCCCUUUAUGCGAUUUAAAAUUACCGGUAUUGAAAUCAGCCUCCUCCAUUUUGAAAAUGAUGACAGGGGAAGUGUCACUCGUGACGUGACGAGUUUGACCAGGCGGUAAUACUGAGCAUGCGCUAAUUAUUUUGCGAAUCGAGUUUGACCCGGCAGUAAUUCAAGGCAGUCGCAUACUAUAUGCCAUGCGGCAAUUCAAGGAAAUACGGUAUACAUUUUUUUGUAGUUUUUAACGUUUUAUUAUUUAGAAACUCACACGCAUCUUGUCCCUUUCGUUUGUGCUGCAAAUUAUUUGUCUAGCUACCAAGGUUUUCGUGUUAUCCAUAACCAGCCCCUAAACCUUUUCAAAAUCUCACCAACCUGGUCCCGUUUGUCUGUGCUGCCAAAUGUUGUCCAUUAGUUUUGUUAUCGUGUUAUUUAUAACCAGCCCCUGAACUAUGUGGAAAUCUCCCAAAAAGUGUCCUCUUCGUUUGUUCUCUAUUAUAGUUAUUUACAUUUAAAUGGGGUCGGUUAAGAAUCAUACAACGUUAAAACUUUCAAUAGACCCCAAAAAUUUGCUGCCCAAACAAAUGGGACACCUCGGUUGAUCUUGACAAGGUGUGUAAAUUAAUAGAUCUCGAUUGGUUCUAUUCGUUGUGUGAAUGCUCCAAAGCAUUUACACAUAUGCUUUUCUACAUCAAACUUAAUCUAUUUAUUCAACCAAUUACUUUUCUACUCCAGAUUUUGGCGCGUUCUCCCUUCCACAUUUUUCACCCGAUUCAAACCGUUCCAACUUCAAACUGUUGAGCCUAUUUUGGAAUCACGGACUUUACCUUGAUGAAUUCCAAAAACAAUGUUUUUUGAACAGAAAAAAAUCCUGGUUUUUCCAAAAUUCCGUAAUACCAUUUCUCAAUACAACAUUUCUCGACCGAUUUGAAAAAAUUCAACACCAACCAUUUCAACACAUUCAGACCAUUCAAGUUUU
Messenger RNA from Nerophis ophidion (straightnose pipefish), 6616 nucleotides. RefSeq names its product centrosomal protein of 135 kDa-like. The transcript is spliced from 24 exons. NCBI's taxonomy places the organism in Eukaryota, Metazoa, Chordata, Actinopteri, Syngnathiformes, Syngnathidae. The record is from RefSeq and is a predicted model, not a curated record. Bases 401 to 3940 code for a protein of 1179 amino acids.